Messenger RNA from Coturnix japonica (Japanese quail), 7755 nucleotides. It is a transcript of the gene NCAPG2, whose product is annotated as non-SMC condensin II complex subunit G2. The record is from RefSeq and is a predicted model, not a curated record. Lineage: Eukaryota; Metazoa; Chordata; Aves; Galliformes; Phasianidae. Gene Ontology annotation, cellular component: nucleus; condensin complex. Gene Ontology annotation, biological process: mitotic sister chromatid segregation.
CCCAACUCUCGCGCGAUGAGAACUCGGCUGCACUGGCGCCCAACGGCCGCCGCGGGACGAUUCGAACGUGGCGGCGGGGCCUCAGAGAGAGGGCGGGCGGGUGCCGCUGCCUUUCUUUAUUCCUCCUUUACAGACAGGCAGGCGUGUUUGGGAACGCCACAGGCAAGGGGAAACAAGAGCACAAUGAAACGUGAAGCAUUUUUACAAGCUGUGUCUAAGAACUCAGUGGAGGAUUUCUUGCGUUUCACUCAAAGUUCUAAAGAUACAUUUGAUCCGUUCAAUUUGAAUGAAUUACUUCAAGAAUUAUCAAGAAAGCAAAAAGAAGUACUAUGGGAAAGAUUGAGACACCUAUUGAAAGAGACCUUGAUGGAGAAACCUGUGGAAACAUGGCAAAGGUUAGAGGAUGCUGGAAGUGAUGAUGGCAUGGAAGUUGAGAGUUCAACAGAAACGAAACAAACUGUAGCUGUGAUCCAAGGAGUGACAGCUGUAGUUACUGCUUCCAUACCUGCAGUGGAUGAAACAGCGAGCUAUGAAGCUCUUCUAGAAUGUGCCUUUAUAUUAAAUGGUAUUGUUUUUGCAUUACCUGAAUCUGAAAAUACCCUACAGAGUGCCAUCCAGCGUGUAUGUGAAAUGUGGUGGGAGAAAGGACUGGAAGGAAAGGAGCAGCUAGGGAAAACAGCAUUUAUUAUACUGCUAAGAAAAAGUCUGAGCAAAGUUGCUACGGGUGCAGACAUCGUUUGUCUAUGGAAACUACAUCAGACCUUACUUUGUUUUGAUUAUGAUUCAGAGGAGAGUAAUGAAAUCAAAGACCUGUUACUUCAGUGUUUUAUGAGCGUAAAGCACAUCAAAAAAGAAGAGGGAAGAAGAAUUUUGAGCUUUUUCUUCAGCUGGAAUGUCAACUUCAUUAAAAUGAUACAUGGAACUGUUAAGAACCAAUUACAGUUUUUUCCAAGAUCCUUGAUGGAAUACAUUUCAGAAAUUUACUUCAGAGCAUGGAAGAAGGUGUCAGGAGAAACUUUAGAGGUGCUUGAACACAGCUGUAUUCAGGAUUUCAUGCACCAUGGAAUUCAUCUUCCCAGAAGUUCUUCUGUUUAUUCUAAAGUUAGAGAGAUCCUGAGUUAUUUUCACAAACAAAGUAAAGCUCGCCAAGGAGUUGAAGAAAUGCUCUAUCGGUUGUAUAAGCCCAUCCUCUGGAGAGCACUGAAGGCAAGAAACUCAGAAGUUCGAUCAAAUGCAGCAUUUUUGUUUAUUGAUGCUUUUCCUAUUCGUGAUCCUAGUUUUAACACUGAAGAGAUGGAUGCUGAAAUUCAGAAACAAUUUGAAGAACUUUUUAGACUCUUGGAAGAUCCUCAUCCAGUUGUCCGCUCUACAGGGAUACUUGGAGUCAGUCAGAUAACAUCCAAAUACUGGGAGAUGAUUCCUCCGACAGUGGUUGCUGAUCUUUUAAAAAAGCUAAUUGAUGAGCUGGCGUGUGAUGUAACUUCUGCUGAUGUUCGAUGCUCUGUUUUUAAAUGUCUACCAAUAACUUUGGACAACAAAUUAAGUCAUCCAUUACUGGAACAGCUCCUGCCAGCAGUUAAACACAGCCUUCAUGACAAUUCAGAGAAAGUGCGAGUGGCUUUUGUAGAUAUGCUGCUGAAAGUUAAGGCUAUGAAGGCAGCAAAGUUCUGGAAGAUCUGUCCCAUGGAGCAUCUUCUGGCUCGUCUGGAGGUUGAUUCACGGCCCGUGUCACGGCGCAUAGUGAAUCUCUUGUUCAACUCCUUCCUGCCCGUUAACCAGCCUGAGGAUGUGUGGUGUGAGCGCUGCAUUACUUUGAUCCAGAUGAAUGCAGCAGCAGCUAGAAAGUUCUAUCAAUAUGCUCACGAGUAUACUGCCGCCACCAAUAUAGCUAAAUUGAUGCUAACUAUUCGACGCUGCUUGAAUGCCUGCAUCCAGAAAGCAAUGAAAGAGCAUUUUGAUGAUGAUGGUGAAGAUGAAGGUGAAAAGGAGAACCAAAAUGUGUUGAAUGAUGUGUUGUCAGUAAAUGAUGUGGCCAGCAUGGCAAGUUUAUUGGAGAUUACAGUGAUUCUCUGGAGAAGUAUUCACAAAGCGUUGGAUCACAAUGAAGAUGCCAAAGAUUACACCAUAAGAAAGUUUGCUUCUGUGCUUCCUGAGUAUUUAAAAGUAUUUAAGGAUGACCGCUGCAUAACUCCAUUGGUUAUCCUGGCAUCCUUUAUGCCCCCUGCUGCUAUUCCUACAUUCAGCUGUGGUGUGAUCUCCAAACUCAGAAACAUGGACAGUGGGGCUGACCAAAGCAAAUACUCUACUCUGAUAGACUGUAUGUGUCGCUGGGGUCAAGUGAGCCAUGUGUUGGAACUUGCCUGUGACUGGUUGUCAGACACGCUAACCCCAAAAAAGAAUGUUAAAACAUCAGAACGGCGAGUACGUAUCCACGUGACACAUGAAUCGAAGCCAGAAUUAGCACUUGAUUACAUUGAAUAUUUAUUGACUCAUCCUGUUAAUCGUAGUUACCUACUCUCUGUUCCUAAAAAGAAACUGAACCAUCUUCUGAAAGUUCUCAGUGCUGCUAAGGAGAUUCUUGGCUCAGUUCUGAAAACAAUUGAAAUGAAUCGUGGUAGCUGCAAUCAAGGAACUGGCUUAAGAGCCUUCAGCCUGUGUUGCAGGUUGAGUAUUCAUCUUCAAAACAAGUUUUCGGAAGAAGGAAAAGAUUAUCUGUCACAUCUGCAGGACAUGGGAGCUUGGGUAGAAAGUCACAUUUUACCUUUUCUACUCGCAAGUGAACAAGAGGAUGGAAUUUCAAAACAGAGUAAUGUUCCUGAAUUAAUAAUCCAGGCCUAUCUGUCAAUCUGCAAAGAUGUCAUAAUGGUUGGUCUUGGAAAUGUCAAGUUUCAACUGCACUUUUUAGAUAUGGCACUUUCAGUAAUACAAACAGCCAGGGGUGCCUUUUGUACACCAAUACUAUUGUGUGCACUAAGAGAAAUUACUGAAGCUUCUCUGACUCAGAGCACUGAGGUGGAUGAAGUAGCAAAUGUCCUCCAUGCUGUUCAGACCAUGUUCCAGAAGGUUUUAGAAUGUGUUGCAAGCAGAAUCAAGGAGCAGCCGGGAGAUGGGAUUCAGUUGAUUCAGUCUAUUCAAACGCCUCUUGGAGAUUUCUUACACGCAGUCCAGUGCUGGCAUUCAUUUUGCCCAGCAGUUCACCAGAGUGUGUUCUCCACUCUCCUAGCUGCAGUACUGGCAGAGAUCAAGUAUGCGCUACAGGAGGCUUCCAGUGAAAAAGCUUUCACAAUACCAAGGACAGUUUCAGACCUUCCACCUCUUUCAAGCAGCUUAAUGGCAAUCAUUAUGAAGUCUGUUAAUGUGGUCAGGUCAUUUUUAAAUGAAUUACUGGAAUGCAUUCUAUCUGAAGAAAUUGAAGGGAUUUUUAGUCUUACGUCUGUGGUAUGCACUGUAAUUGUAAUUAAAGGUAAGCACAAAACUUCACUUCUAAAAGAUGUUGCACCUGUCAUUCAGAGAAAGCUUAUAACUUACAAGGAAGCUGCCACAGAAGAAUCUAACAAUACUGAAAGAAUUCUGUACGAAUCGUCUCAGAAAAUUUUGGAUGAACUUCUGAAUCCUUGACCAUGUGGAAGCUUCUGUCAUGAAAACCAAAAGAUACAUUGUUUAAAAGGAAGUAUUAUAUAGUAAAUUUAUUAAUUGUUAAGAUUUAUUUUCUGCUAUUCUGUACAGUUAAGAAGACAAAAAAGCAUAGGAGUGUAUAUAGAAAUCAUGCAGUAUUAAAGAUUGUCAGAGACCUUUAAGAAGGUUGUUUGUAUAAAUUUCAUUGCGGGGGGGAGAGUAAAAAUCACUAUCUUGUUUUUAUCUACUAGAGUAGAUAGUAGAGUUCAACCCUGACACAUGCAAAGUCCUCUACCUGCAAUGGAUAAAUUCCAUACUGCAGCAGAAGAGCAAUCUCAUUGCUGUCUUCAUCUACGCGAUAAGGGUUUGGAGAAGACUUUUCUCAGAAGUAGAAAUCAAGGAAACGAGGCAAUGGAUGCAAGUUGCAGCAAGAGAAAUUGGACAUGUGACAGUUUUUUCCUGGUAAAAGUGAAACAAAACAACAGGAACAGGUUUGCCAGAAAGACGGUGCAAGAUCCAUCCCUGGAGCUGACAAGAACUCAAUUGGCCAGUGUGACUUCCUCUCAAUUUAAAUAAGCUUAAUUGUUUUGUAUUUGGCUUUUCUUACAAAUUAAUACCACAGGCGAUGCAGACGUGUAAGCCACUUGUUUAGCUUUUUAAUGUGAACAGCUGCUCUCUUGAAACUAGUAAUGCAAUGUUGAUUGCAGAAUGUUGUUUUGCUUUAACUGAGGCAUGUAUAAAUUAGAUAUAUCAAGUUCACAAUGCUAUGUUUUUGCCUGUUUUAGGUCUACUGGGCAGCCCCAGAAACUGAUUCAGGUAGGGACUUAAAAGAUGGCAAACAAUGACUAUCUUAGACUUGGAUAUCUCAUGGUUGUCUACGAAGUGGGAUGGAAUGCUUCUCAUUUAGUGCUUACACAAAUGGCUCGUUGACAUCUCCAGUGUUACUGAGUGGCACUGGCACUGAAAUCAGUAAAUUUACCUGAAUUAAGUCAGACUUUUAAUUCUUGAUUAGGAUCUGUGCACAGUGCUCUUCUGCCAUCUAUCUAAACAGGCAUCUUUGUAGUACAUUAAUCUUCAGUGUAGAAGCUUACAUAACUGGAAUGUUGAUAUUUAAAAAUAAUCACAUCCUUAGUAAACUGUCAGACUUUGCAACAGUAAAGUCAGUGCAUAUGCUUAUAGAGAAGUGAAUUCCAGAUUUACUUUCUCCACAACAGUAGCCCAAGCCAAAAUCUAUCCUGCCACAGCAGGUAGCUGUAGAUCUGCCAACUGUUUAUCUAUCAACAUCUUUUUAGAAACUGGGUGUCCUUUGGCCUUCAUUCUUCUACAUCUGCUAACAGGCAGGUGUUCCUGUAAUGACCUUUUAAAUCUUCUGAUUAUACAAAUUAGGUAACGAGUAUGUAAAUCACUAUAGAUUUUUCUUCCGCUUUUGGACUUUUGCUAUUUGCUCACACUAGAUGAUAAGAAUUACUGCCAUUUUGUUCUCCUCAGUCUCUAACACUGCUUUUUCAGUUGCAUUUUGUUUUUCUUGAUGGACUAACUGUUACGGACCCAGUAUUCCAGGUCCUGAAAUAAAGAUAACUGUCAACAACAGAAAUAGGCAGAUAUAUUCUGAGGAACUUGGAGGUGAGGUUGCCAAGAAGGAUUAAGAAAGCUUGAAGACGAACCUUUGUCUUCCUGGUGGCUGAUGCUCAAGUGGUGCUCCAGGGGGUUGAAAUAGUUCUACAGUAGCAGUGCUGAUGUAGAUCUCAAGAUCCAACCCAGCUCUAUUAUAGCUCCUCUCCUAGCUGAAAAACCAUUGGUUUUCUGCAACACAGGCACUGAUCUCUGAAUUCCUUGUGACAAAAUCUGUCAUGUGUUUUCUCCUUGGGUCUUUGUAAAUUUUCCAACACUGUACUCAGAUUUUACUCGAUUUUCUCGCUGCAAAAUAAGAUUUGUCGAACUGUUACAUCCUUACAAUGUUCUUGUUUUCAAGAUAUAAAGUGUCCAUUUCUUAAGUUUCAUUAGCUUUUUGAAACUUGUAGAUCAACACAUUUUAUCUUGCUAAUUGAGAGUGCCUUUGCAGUAUUGCUGGGGGAGAGGGACUGGUGUUUGCUUAUUGUUACAGGGUGACUGAUAUUGAGUUUAUUUGGCUUUCUAUACUAUCAAAACUGUAUGUAAUAGAACUUCCCACAGUUUUCAGACGCACUGAGAUCUGUUCAGUUUUCCUAGAGGAUAACUUUGACUUUGGUUAAUAAAAUUGUUUGAAAUAUGACCAAUAUAACAUCAUUCUAAGAUGCUCUUUGGGCAGUUUGCCUUGGCAGUCGUUGUUAACAUACAACUACCUGAAGAAUAAGUUUUCUAGUCAGAAGUUGUACCUAUAAAUGGCAUGCUUAUGGUUCUCCCCAUACGUGUAUACCCAGAUUAAGUAUUUGGUGAAGAAAUGAAUUUCUUUAAAUGAUUUCAUGAAUCUUAUCUUCAUUAGUUUGCUGUAUUUGUUAGGGGUUUGGUCCCAUUUUUUGAGAACAAAGUUAGUUUGCUCUGUUUUCUGGCUGGGAAACAAGGCCCAGCAGUCUUCCAUCUAUAACAGCUUCAAGUGAUGAGCUGAAGGAAACCCAGGGAAGAUCUCAAGCUUACUCCUUAGCAAACAAAAAUGUCUUCAAGUGUGGAUCCAACUGCACAACCUUUGAAGCUUGCCAAGGAAAAGGAAAAAUAAAUCUGUUUUGUACCUGAUGUUUAAUCUAAUGAUAGCUGCAAUUCACUUUGCAUUCCUAUUUGCAUGUACUGCUGUUAAGUGCUUUGAGGUCUUCUGGCUUAGAAAAGGAAAUCAGAGAGACUAAUUUUGAAGACACAUUCAUCUCUUGGUAAGCACUUAGCAAAAAAAAUAUCAUGAGGACUGUGAUGCAAAAUGAAUUAACUUGCACUGUUAUUCCCUGAUCUGCUUCUAUUGUGAAUGAAGACCACUUGCCAUUUCCUUCCAUGGCUGUACUGAGAGCAGCAAUAGUUGCAGCUGACUGUUCCAGCUGGCACAGCGUGUUUUGGUACUUUUAUCUCGACGAUUAGCUGCUCAAGGACAGCUUUCAGGAGUAGCCUUUCCCUUUUCCCAGGCAGCCAGCAGUUCUCUUAAGCCAUGGCAACUAGGCACAUGUUUAUUCUAAUGUACUUCAGAUAAUAAGAGUUCUUAGUCCUGGGCUCUGUUCAGCCACCUGGCUGAGCAUAACCUUACUCACAGCCCUAGGCUUCUAGCGGCUAUGUAAUUUAAUUGUGCUGUAAUUGUAGCUUUAGUUUAGCCAGAAGUCAUUGGAGUCUUUUUCACAAGGUUACAUCGUUCAGCAGACAUUCCUUACAUCUUCUCUAAUGCGUCUUCUAACCAUGGGUUAAUACAUCAGAGGCCUGGGGAAGCUGCAGAAAUUGCGUGCAUUAUAGUACUGAUGGAACUUCAGCAGUGGAAAUGAACCUUCUGCUCUGUCAGUCAGCAGUUUUUCCAGGCAGUACCAGUGGCAGUUCUGUUGCUGUUACUUUAUUUCUCCUCACGACUUGGAAGUAGAAGCUGUUACCAGCUUUUAUCUGGUUUGAUUGGCAGAGGACAACAUUGCUAUUGUAAAAGUAAGACUUCUCAAAGUUAUGACUUCACAAGUCUUUCCUUUUCAUUUAUGUUACUUCAGAUUUCAUGUUACUAAAUUCUUUCUAUGUAACAUUCUAGUCCUGUUUUUGAUUCUGCUGCAAAUAAGUUACAAAUACUUACAGUGUGCGUGCGGUGCUGUCAUUAAUGACAAUAUCAUAUGAGGUGCCUUUCCAAAACAUCAUUAGUAAUUCUUUUUAAACCAAAUCUAUUUCCCUCUUCCAUUCAAUUAGUCCCUCACCCUCCUGUAAUGAUUCCUGUAAUAAUCCUUGUUCUGGUUUUAAUAUUGUUUUUACAUGCUACACUAAGAUGCUUUGUUGUAAAGCCUUCCAUUUAAACCAUUACAUUUUAGCAGUCCUUGCUGGUAAGGCACAGGAAUCCUGUAGGGCCUUAUGCCUACCUCAAGGAACAGAUAGGACAGAGCCAGCCCAGCUUCCUUCUGGGUUCUUUGCCUAUAUGAUGCCAUAUGGUUUUUUGCCUCGUGGGGGAAUUAUUAAAUGCACAAAUUGUGCUGGUCAUAUGAAUAAAGAAUAUUGAUCUGG